Eupeodes corollae is the source of this 1154-nucleotide messenger RNA. RefSeq lists its product as uncharacterized. Bases 232 to 1071 code for a protein of 279 amino acids. Gene Ontology annotation, biological process: inositol metabolic process; signal transduction; phosphatidylinositol phosphate biosynthetic process. NCBI's taxonomy places the organism in Eukaryota, Metazoa, Arthropoda, Insecta, Diptera, Syrphidae. Gene Ontology annotation, molecular function: inositol monophosphate 1-phosphatase activity. The transcript is spliced from 3 exons. The record is from RefSeq and is a predicted model, not a curated record.
ACAUAGACAGAGAAACGUUUAAUCGAUUUGGUUUUGUUAUCUUCGAAGUUCUUGAUAAAAAUGUUCAAUAGAGAGCUUUAAAGUUUACUAUUCGCCUCACUCCACCUCAAUUGCAUUUAUUUAUAAAAAGUUUAAUUAAAUUAAUUUUCAGCAGUGUACACACCGCUGCUGACUUGAAAAUACCUUUGAUCGAAAAAUAUUUGUUUGCCUUUUACUCAAUAAAAGAUCACUAUGGAAGCUAAUUUAGAAAAAUACCAUAAUGUGGUUGUUGAUUUGGUUAAAAAAUGUGGUGUUAUAUUUCGUGAGGGCUACAACCAGAACAAAGCUGAAUUUGUAACGAAAUCAAGUUUCUAUGAUCUUGUAACAGUUUAUGAUAAACAAAUCGAAGAUAUUCUUGUUGAGGGAAUCAAGAAAGAAUUCCCAGAAAGUAAAUUUAUUGGUGAAGAAGAUUCGGCUGUGAAUAAAAUUGAACCUGAAUUGACGGAUGAGCCAACUUGGAUAAUUGAUCCAAUCGAUGGGACGACUAAUUUCAUAAGAAGAAUACCGCUGUGUUGUAUUUCGGUUGGAUUGAGUAUUAAGAAGGAUUUGGUGCUGGGAAUUGUUUAUGAUCCAAUUAAUGAUGAGAUGUACAGUGCAUAUAAGGGGAAUGGAGCUUAUCUGAAUGGCAAAAAGAUAAGUGUGAGCAAUCGAAAAGCGAUUAACGACUCAAUUAUUGUUUAUGAAAUCUCAAUGAUCCACUCCAAAAGAGUACGGGACAAAAAUGUUAAGAGAUUAACAAAAUUGGGUUCAAAUUCUUCAGGAAUUCGAACUUUUGGAAGUGCUGCUCUAUCUUUAUGUUACGUAGCCAAAGGAAUAGUUGAUGCUUUCCAUGUUGAAGAUCUACAACCAUGGGAUGUUGCAGCUGGAGCUGUUAUAUUACGUGAAGCUGGUGGUGUUAUUAUUAAAAGUGAUGGUUCCGAAUUUGAUGUAAUGAAACCCUAUUUGACUUCCGCUUGUUCAACAGAACUUUUAGCAGAUGUAACUGCACUAAUUAAGCAAGCCAAUGAGAUCACAGAAUAUACUGUUGAGUGAUAUAAAUUUAUUCAAAUAUACUCAAAAAAUAUAAAGAUUUGUUAAAAAAUGUAUUAAAUAAAAAGAAAAUUUAAUUAAAAUUA